This is a messenger RNA of Daldinia decipiens, 1340 nucleotides long. RefSeq lists its product as uncharacterized. The transcript is spliced from 4 exons. The record is from RefSeq and is a predicted model, not a curated record. Lineage: Eukaryota; Fungi; Ascomycota; Sordariomycetes; Xylariales; Hypoxylaceae. The coding region runs from base 666 to 1217 and encodes 183 amino acids.
GCCCUACCGUGACGAUGGGCGUUGGAUUUCCUGCAUUGGUAAGGCAGUUCGUGGCGUCGGUUGCCCAAGAGGCUGCAGGUAUCAUCCCGGACACAUCAGGGGUCUCUUACCAGAUUGACGGAAAGAUCUGAGAUUCCGACAUCCAGCUCAAUUAGGAUGUCAUAGGUUUGAGCUGUCAGUCAUGUCCUGCUUAGUUGGUCGAUAAUAAACUCCGAUUCGAUAGCGGGCAACGUGAGCAGAGCAUACGGAGCUGAUAAUGAUGCGUACUGUGACUUGCACUUCGAAAGGAGAGGGAGUAUCAGCGCAAACAUUCCUCCUAUGGAACUACUCUGUAUCGUGAGCGCUUCAGAUGCUUUUCUGCUUGAUCCGUAAUAAGUCGAUUAAUCCUACAAAAGCCAAGUGAAGUCGCUGCUUGAGAUGUUCAACAUGACGCUUCUUCUUCAUCAACCAAGUUCAAAGCAGUCUCUACACUCCGACAGUCUUAUCUAUUUCCCAUUUUCGCCCAAGAGCCGAGAUUCUCCCUUUCCAUUGCGGUGUUUCUAUUAAGUCGCCAGAACGAUAUCAUCUGGCCUCCUACGUAUCGUAAUUCAUCAUUGUGUUUUUAAGUUGAGCAUCCGAUCGCAAGAGCAGCAUCUUACGGAGGUCACUUACCAAAAGGGGUAUAAAUGGAUGGACUCAACGACUACCGAACGGCACGGGUUGCCGGACUCCUCGAAGAGUUUCAAAGUCUCCAAUAUUGCAUCGCCAACGUUCCGGUAGACCCCCCUUACGCAAACGAUUAUCAUACCGAAGGUUGGGCUGCUUUACGCCAGUGCGCUCUGGACGGUCAACACAUCCUUAACUGUGCAGCGGACGUAACAGUGCCCCGAGCCAGAGGCGGCGAGUUAGAGCAAAGGAAGGCAGAGUUAAAGCAAAUCCUCUUGGACGCCUACUCCCGCAGACACGAAGCCCACAAGAUCUACCUCCGCCAGGCAGCGGCACAGAGAUGGAUUGACUACAGGGAGGGAGUCCUCCAGGGUCAGCGGCCGAACUCUGCAAAUCGACAACAACUAAGAGCCUGUGACGAACAACUAAGACUAGAACUCUCACAGGUCACAGACGAAGUCGUUUAUCAACAACUCCAGAGUAGCGACAUAAGCAUGGGCCAUUGGACAGGCGAAGACCCAAGCCUAUCGGCGGUUCGGCGAUGGGUGCGGGCACGCCCACAUACAACUUAACCAACGCGCCGAGGUAAAGUAUGCGAGCACACGGCGUGUCGUACUACUUGAAGGCUAGCGGGUCGUUGUUAGCCCCGAGUCUGAUGCGGGACUACGAUACAGGGUGUAUGAUGGGAUCAUUUC